Messenger RNA from Chiloscyllium plagiosum (whitespotted bambooshark), 1585 nucleotides. RefSeq names its product transmembrane and immunoglobulin domain-containing protein 1. The record is from RefSeq and is a predicted model, not a curated record. Gene Ontology annotation, cellular component: plasma membrane; neuron projection; synapse. Gene Ontology annotation, biological process: homophilic cell-cell adhesion; detection of stimulus; susceptibility to natural killer cell mediated cytotoxicity. Gene Ontology annotation, molecular function: signaling receptor binding. Lineage: Eukaryota; Metazoa; Chordata; Chondrichthyes; Orectolobiformes; Hemiscylliidae.
AAAUCGUUCACUUUUGUUGAGACAUUCCUCUGUUAGUGCAGGUACUGAGGCAAACCUACUAAAAUGCCAACUCAGCAACUAACAUAAUUUUAAAUAGAUUUGCAUUUUUUUCUGGAUGCUUGUUAUAUCUUCAUAAUUUUAUCAGGAAUACAAAAGCUGUUUGGAAUUUUACUAAUUCUUCAUUUAUCUGUUUAAUAUGGCUUCAUGGAUCUUUGAGAAUCUAAUUUUUACACUAGUUCUUAUUGUGGCAACAAAUUUUGUUCCUGGAUAUACAGUUGUAGAUGUCGCUAUUAAUGGUAUCACAACUGACUACAUUAUCAUCAGGAAUAUCUCAGAUUUUGUUUCAUUAACAUGCGCAGCAGUCAACAACACCCAUGAUGAAGAGUUAGUCUGGUUUCGUGGAGACAGAGAAAUUAACUUGAAGUCUAAGAAUCGGAUCAAUGUUAGUACUGUCUGCAUUGAUCCAAUUACAGAAAAUGACGAUGAAGCUAAGUUCAGCUGCCAUUUAAAUAAAAACCAUAAAAUUAAUACAACUGUGCGCCUGGACAUCAAAUUUAUGCCGAUUUUGAACAGGGAUGGUGAUGGUCAAAUAGACGUGUAUGCAGGAAACAAUGUAAAGCUACAAUGCAAUGUGAAGUCUAAUCCACCAGCUGCGAUGUCCUGGCACAAAGAUAACAGUGCCCUAAAGAUGGUGACAGGCAAACACAGUGUGUACUGGGACAGUGGUGUUUUUACUCUAUCCAUUAAAAAGGUAGAGAACACAGACAAUGGGACGUAUGUCUGUGUGGCUGACUCUGCACUUGGAAGCAACAAUUUGACCUUCCAUCUAAAUGUGAAAGAUAAACCGUAUGUAGUACCAUUUGAACCAAUUGUUGCUGGGCUGACAGUUGUUUUGCUGACUGCUUUUUUCGGAAUCUUUUCACGGCGAAAAAUAAUUAUUCAGGCCUGUAAAAAGAAAACCAACAGCAAUAGAUAUAUUGAGUAUGAUACUCAAUAGGAAAGCAUGACUUGUAGCUUGGCAGAAACUACAAAUUCCUCAAAAGAAAUUUAAUCCAAGAUGGAAUUUCAUUUUCCUGUGGAAUGUCAAAGGAACAAAGACAGAGAUAAUGAAGAAAAUCAUUAAAGUAUAAAGCAGCAUAAGAAGAAGAAAUGUACUGAUUUCACCCUGCCUUUUUGUGCACAUAUAAUUUCAAAUACUCCCUCCCUCUCAAUUGUUUGCAUCAAACUAUUUACUUUGAUUAACUGUGUCUAUAACCUUCUCCAUGGCAUUGCAUAUAUGAAUUAAAAAUCAAAUAUUUUCACAAUUUUGUUGUAAGAAGCCAUGAUUUGCCACACUAAAUAAGUUGCUUCUUCAGUAAACUUCGUGAUAAAUUUUCUGACUUUUUAUUUUUAUUCAUUGACUUGAUAUUUGCUUUUAACUCAUUUCUGUUUUAAUUGAGAUAAAAUAUUUUAAGCGUGUUUCUCAGUGCUGUAUUUUUAAAAAGGCCAAAAAUGUGCCUUGGAAAAAAAAUACUUUUAAAUAUUUUAUUUGUUGUUAAAAUUUGUGAAAUAUUGUAUACAUCUUUAAAUUGAUCAACUUCCCCAA